ACCAUGAUGGCAUCUUGUCGUCUCAAGGUUGUGUCAAGAGGAUCUGCUUUCGUUUGAGCUUCCAAUAACAUGAGUAUCCAAUCUGAACUGUCAUAAAAACAAAAAUAGAGCAACACCAGCUGUACGACAUCGAAAAAAACCUGAACUCUGCCACAAUGCUCAUGCAAAACGAAAGGCUCCCGUGGAUUCUUGGGUGUCUGCAGGUCCUUCUCUUAGCCCUCAUAUUUGGUUGCACCACCUACCAAGAUGAUAUUGCCAGUGGAUACUCUCUGGGCGAGUACGCGAUCUUCCGCGAUAUUUUGGUGAUGCUCUUGAUCGGUUUCGGAUUUUUGAUGUCAUUUCUCCAUAAAUACGGUCUCGGAGCGGUUGGUUUCACUCUCAUGCUCACGGCUUUGUCCAUGCAGCUCAAUAUCUUAGUCGAACUCCUUUGCCGAUACAUGAACGAACCAUCCCACGUUGAAUUUCCCCAUCCCAUCCACCUCACCACCCUGGUGGAUGCCGAGUUUGCUGCUGCGACCCUUCUCAUUUCGUUUGGCGCUAUCAUCGGCCGCGCCUCUCCCCUUCAGCUCAUCGUGAUGACACUAAUGCAGUCCUUCUUCUAUGCUCUCAAUAAGGUAGUGAUUGUGUUGGGAGCUUGGAAAGCUGAGGACGUCGGGGGCACCAUCACCAUUCACAUGAUGGGUGCAUACUUCGGCAUGGGGGUGUCUCGCGUUCUGGGCGAACCAAAAGGCCGCUCCAAGGUCAACGCCGACUCAAGUGCCGUCUCAGAUGUUAUGGGCCUAAUUGGAACCACGAUCCUUUGGGUCUAUUGGCCGAGCUUUGUGGGAGCAACCGAGACUGCGAACCCCGCAACAGAACAUCUUUGCAUCAUGCACACUGUUUUGGCUUUGUUGGGAUCAACUGUUGCAACGUUCUGCUUCAGUUCUCGUUGGACCCAAGGAAACAAGUUUGAUCCUGUCCACGUAGCCAAUGCUACCCUUGCUGGCGGAGUGGCCAUCGGGGCUUCUGCACGCCUUGAAAUGACUCCCGGUGGAGCUCUGUUGUUGGGGAUAUUGGCAGGCGGCCUUUCCACAUUCGGAUAUGCCUAUGGCACCCCCUUUUGCGAAGACUAUCUCAAGAUGUUUGAUACUUGUGGCGUACACAACCUCCAUGGGUUACCUAGUGUCUUGGGAGGUCUGGCCAGUGCGAUCUUUGUUGCCAUUGAUGACGACGCUGAAUUCCUCCACAAUGAUGGCAUUCCCCAGCCAGUUCGCCAGAUCCUCGCAGUUCUCACCACUAUAGCCCUCGCAGUUUCGUCUGGAUUUCUCACGGGUAUUGCUAUGAAGUUCGCAACUUUGGGCGAAGCUUCUUUCGUCGAGGAGUACAAUGACGCCAUGUGGUGGGAAGGUUGCUACAUGCAAGCCAUGCCACAGGACGAACUCGAUCUAUCUGCCAAAUCCAAGGCGAGCAUCUCCCCGAUAGUGAUUGUGGCGGAAGAAGAAGCUGAUGCCUAGUGGGUGAGAUGAUUGAAUCAGAGUACCCAAACGACGCGAUACUUGUGGCACACAUCAUAGAGAAGCUUCUAGGUACAAGAAAGCAAGGGCAGAAAUACAUCAUAUCGAAGAACUUAUUACAUACACAUAUCAUAAAGAAGCAUACUAUAAAGAACAUCAGACAAAGUUUC
Messenger RNA from Seminavis robusta, 1663 nucleotides. The record is from the annotation of a GenBank genome assembly. Lineage: Eukaryota; Bacillariophyta; Bacillariophyceae; Naviculales; Naviculaceae.